Ornithodoros turicata is the source of this 1460-nucleotide messenger RNA. It is a transcript of the gene BORCS6, whose product is annotated as BLOC-1-related complex subunit 6-like. The transcript is spliced from 5 exons. Gene Ontology annotation, cellular component: BORC complex. Gene Ontology annotation, biological process: lysosome localization. The coding region runs from base 304 to 1326 and encodes 340 amino acids. The record is from RefSeq and is a predicted model, not a curated record. Lineage: Eukaryota; Metazoa; Arthropoda; Arachnida; Ixodida; Argasidae.
GUGCUCUGUGAUUGUGCGUUGUGUUGCCUGCCAGACAGCCACGGAGGAGACAACACAACACGAAGUUGUUGCCAGAUAGUUGUGAGAAGAAAGUUCGAAGAAAUUACUUGAAAAAUCUGCGUCACAGACGUCAGUGCAGAGAAACGAGUGAAACGUAUUGCUGCGUAAAUAAGUGCUGUGUAGAAUCUGAUGUGCCAGUAAUUUCUGUGGCAGUAAGGGGUUCUACAAAAUUGGGCAUUCAUUCAUUUGCACAAAAUCUACUUUAGUUUCUGUUACAGACCUCAGAACAACGCUAGCAGCAGAAUGAGCGUAGAAGAUAACCACGCUUGCAGGUCCAAUCUUGAUAAUUGUAUCAGCUCGUUCGAAGGUGCUUCACAGCAAAGACGAUCUAGUGACUCUAACGCCGAUGACUUCAGUGAGUCACCCCUUCCGCCCCCCGAUCUUGCAGAAGACGACGACGAUGACGACGACGACUUUCCGUCAGCAAUGACGGCCUCUUACAGCGAAAUUUGUUUCGAUCAAGACGACGACGAUGCGGAUCUCUUGCCUGGUGAAAUGGUAGACCUGGCCGAGGUUCAAGACGCAACGCAAGGAUUAACUGAACUAGUAGAACAGCUGAACCGCGAUGAAGGACUGCAAGAGCAGCGAAGACCGCACACGCUGUCCCUGAAGGACAAUACUAAAGCUGAGCCAACGCGGCAUAAGGGACAACAGACGUCUGACAGUCAGGCUACGAGCCCUGGGUCCUCCUUGUUAAGCGCAGACGAUGUUUUAGACAGCCAAGGACUUCAAAAGCGACGUGGAAGCGGGGCAAGCGGGUUGUCCGAGCUACAGGGCACAGUUACAUACGACGGGGAGAUGGUCAACUUCGUUGCGGAAGACUUGCAUGAAAAAAUCAAACUCAGCAGCCCCGUGGCAAAGAAAUCAGAAGUGGGUUCCUUCCCAGGAUCACGUUCUUCUACACCGAGCCUGUACAGGCAAGCAUUGCAACCGAGUCCGUUUGGCUUGGUUGAUCCUGGGGUUUUAGCCGACUUGGAAUCGCAGGCAAGGGCUGUGGCUGCGUCUGUGGAUACACUUCUGGAAAGCCUCGGUUCAAGCUUACAUGGAAUCUCGUCGUUGACCAUCGACUGCGUGAAACUGUACGAAAGCAGCAUGUGCAAGACAUGCGACUCUGUGGAUGCAAAUAUAAAGUCGAUGUAUCAACUUAUGGUGAAGUACGAAGAACUGAGCAAGUCCAUGCGACCGCUUUACAGCAUCGCAAAUGAAGUGAAAAACAUCAAAAAGUUGCUAGACCACUUUGAGAACGUCGUUGAGGGAAAGACAUGAACGACAGAGAAGUUCUAGACUAUAUUCUUUCCUCCCUUCUGUACAUUAUUUCACUCCACUCAUUAUACUUAAUUUAUUUUUUUGCACAGGCUAUACGAAAUAAAUUUGUGCCAAGUCGGGCUUCUUCUCGGUCA